This is a messenger RNA of Balaenoptera acutorostrata (minke whale), 1029 nucleotides long. RefSeq names its product chromosome 15 C20orf173 homolog (gene C15H20orf173). Lineage: Eukaryota; Metazoa; Chordata; Mammalia; Artiodactyla; Balaenopteridae. Gene Ontology annotation, molecular function: beta-galactoside (CMP) alpha-2,3-sialyltransferase activity. The record is from RefSeq and is a predicted model, not a curated record.
AUGUUACUUUGUGAUGAGAGCCAUGAUAUACCCAGUGGCACUGAGGACCCCACUGAGAGCUCAGCCUCCUCCUGCAGGGAGGAUAGGGCACCCACCAUAUGUUAUCUCUCUGCCCUCACACCUUCCAUCCUAGGCCCAGCCAGAGUCCCCUUUGGAGGUGAGCAAAUGGAUAGGGAAGUGGGAGAUGAGGGGUUGGGAGGAGGUGUGGUGUGGAGGGCUGGGGAGCCGUGGAAGCCAACAAGACAGAGGGCUGGGGGACUAUCUGUGGCCUCAGUUCCUCACCCCUCCCAGUCCCAGGUAGAGGAGCCAGUCAGCUGCCUACCACUGGAGCCUUUGCCUGGGCCAGACAUGAAGCGCUGCUGGCAGAUUUUUGUCCUGUGCAUCUUCCUGAUGCUCAUCUUGUGGCUGAUGGCCCCCUGCCUGGAUCUGAAGGCGGAAUCGGCACCCCAGGAAAAACGGAUGAAGGUGGUACCACGGCGUUGCAGCUGCUCUCCGUUCAAAUUCAGGAAAUGUGGCUGCCCAUCCGGGACCCUCAACGACUCUGUCUUCCACCACACGGCCGGAGGGAACUGGUUUGAUGUAGGUUACGAGGAGACGAUGGGGUACCUCAUGGGAGCAGCAGAGCCCACCAGCCCUGACGCUGUGCUCUCGUGGUCGGGCAUGAACUCAGCAAGCGAACUGGGCAGAGUGUGGGAGAAGCUGUUCAAGGGGAUUCCCAGGCCCUCGGUGAGCCAUUUAGAUCUCUUCUGUGGAACUUGUGCAUCGGUGGGGAACUCGAAGAUCCUGUGGGCCGCCAGCCUCGGCAAGAGCGCCAAUCACACCGCGGUCUCCAGGAUGAACCAGAUCUCUGUUCAGAGCUUUGAGAUGCUGGGGAACCAAACCACGGGACACUCCAUCUCCCGCAGGAAUGAUAGGGACCAGGGCUCCUGGAGCCAGUUGGUGCUGCUGCUCCUGAAGCUCUUUGUUCUGGCUUGGACUUCAGAUGCUCUGAGUGAAGAGGUGAUGGUCUGGGAACCCAGACAUUCUUAG